GUUCGACUUUGGCGCAUGCAGCCGGGACACCCCUAGUAACCAACCACCGACUCCAUAGCAGCAGCUGCAUUUCAGUUUCACGUGACGGAAAUAUUUAGCUAAUACGGAAUAUUUUGCAAAUGUAAACGUUACUUAAUUAAUUUAUCUCGACGAAACGAUUAAUUGCAUUUUGUGUUUUUCUGUCAUUUUCGUAGAGAUAAUAAUGAUGAGGCGAGACCGAGAUCGCGACCGAGAUGAGCGGUCAAAGGACCGAGACAGGGACCGGGACCGGGACCGCGAGCACAAGCCCUCCGGAGUGGCCCUGAACCCGACAGUCUGCGGACUCAGCCCAGGCCUCCUCCCUCUCAAGCAGACAGCCGUACAGCAGCAGAUCAACCCGUUCACCAACCUUCCCCACACCCCUCGCUACUACGAGAUCCUGAAGAAGAGGCUGCAGCUGCCUGUGUGGGAGUACAAGGAACGCUUCAACGACAUCCUGGCACGCCACCAGAGCUUUGUGCUCGUCGGAGAGACGGGCUCCGGCAAGACCACGCAGAUCCCUCAGUGGUGCGUGGACAUGGUGAGGGGUUUGGGCGGCCCCAAGAAGGCGGUGGCCUGUACCCAGCCCAGGAGGGUGGCGGCCAUGAGUGUGGCCCAGCGGGUGGCAGACGAGAUGGAUAUCAUGCUGGGCCAGGAGGUGGGCUACUCCAUCCGAUUUGAGGACUGCAGCUCUGCCAAAACCCUCCUCAAGUACAUGACAGACGGCAUGUUGCUGCGCGAGGCCAUGAACGACCCUUUACUGGAGCGCUACGGUGUCAUCAUCCUGGACGAGGCCCACGAGAGAACGCUGGCCACAGACAUCCUCAUGGGCGUCCUCAAAGAAGUGGUCCGGCAGAGGUCCGACCUCAAGGUCAUUGUCAUGAGCGCUACGCUCGAUGCUGGCAAGUUCCAGGUGUACUUUGACAGCUGUCCACUACUGACCAUCCCAGGACGUACACAUCCCGUGGAGAUCUUCUACACACCAGAGCCUGAGAGGGACUACCUGGAAGCGGCCAUCCGCACCGUCAUCCAGAUACACAUGUGUGAGGAGGAGGAGGGAGACUGUCUUCUCUUCCUCACUGGACAAGAGGAAAUCGACGAGGCCUGCAAGCGCAUCAAGCGGGAAAUCGACGACCUGGGGCCCGAGGUGGGAGACAUCAAAAUCAUCCCGCUGUACUCGACGCUGCCGCCCCAGCAGCAGCAGAGGAUCUUCGAGCCGCCGCCGCCACGCAAGCCCAACGGAGCCAUCGGCAGGAAGGUCGUGGUGUCGACAAAUAUCGCUGAGACGUCCCUGACCAUUGACGGCGUGGUGUUCGUAAUUGAUCCUGGAUUUGCCAAGCAAAAGGUGUACAACCCCCGUAUCCGAGUGGAGUCCCUGCUGGUGACGGCCAUUAGCAAAGCCUCGGCCCAGCAGAGGGCGGGACGCGCUGGGAGGACACGGCCCGGGAAGUGCUUCCGCCUGUACACGGAGAAGGCCUACAAGACCGAGAUGCAGGACAACACCUAUCCUGAGAUCUUACGGUCUAACCUGGGCUCGGUUGUACUGCAGUUAAAAAAGCUGGGAAUUGACGACUUGGUACAUUUCGACUUCAUGGACCCACCAGCCCCGGAGACCCUGAUGCGGGCCCUGGAGCUACUGAAUUACCUGGCGGCGCUGAACGAUGACGGAGACCUGACGGAGCUGGGCUCCAUGAUGGCCGAGUUCCCCCUGGACCCCCAGCUGGCCAAGAUGGUGAUCGCCUCCUGCGAGUUCAACUGCUCCAACGAGAUCCUGUCCAUCACGGCCAUGCUGUCAGUCCCACAGUGUUUCGUUCGACCAACGGAGGCUAAGAAGGCAGCCGACGAGUCCAAGAUGAGGUUCGCCCACAUCGACGGAGACCACCUGACGCUCCUCAACGUCUACCACGCCUUCAAACAGAACCACGAGUCCACGCAGUGGUGCUACGACAACUUUGUGAACUACCGGUCGCUGAUGUCGGCCGACAACGUGCGCCAGCAGCUCUCCCGGAUCAUGGACCGCUUCAACCUGCCGCGCCGCAGCACCGAGUUCACCAGCAGAGACUACUACAUCAACAUCCGCAGGGCACUGGUCACGGGAUUCUUCAUGCAGGUGGCCCACCUGGAGCGUACAGGCCACUACCUGACCGUGAAGGACAACCAGGUGGUCCAACUGCACCCCUCCACCGUUCUGGACCACAAGCCGGAGUGGGUGAUGUACAAUGAGUUUGUGCUGACCACCAAGAACUAUAUCCGCACCUGCACCGACAUCAAACCCGAGUGGCUGGUGAAAAUCGCCCCGCAGUACUACGAGAUGGGCAACUUCCCCAACUGUGAAGCCAAGAGGCAGUUGGAGCGCAUCGUCGCUAAACUGUCCACCAAGGAAUACUCCCAAUACUGAAACUGAAAGUUUUACAUCAGAACUGUACUGUCACGGCCAGCACCAAGGAAUUCUGUCGUCUCUAACCGAGCACCCUUCAUUCUCUUCAGAAGCCUUGAAUUUUGUUAUUUGUUUUCAUCAUUUUAUAUUUUGUUUGAUCCCUACUUGGUUGUGAAUAACAGGUGGUUUAUCCAUGUGAUAUUGACCCAAUUACGGUCUAUGAAUGUUGAAGCGUGACCAUUUUCUGUUCCCUGAUGACUCCAACUGAAUACUUUCAGUGGUAUAUCGUUUGCUACAUACUUAGUCUGAGUGCUUCCAUUGAAGUUAGUGUCAUCAAAACGAGGGGGGGUGUUCGCAACAAAUUAUACAUCAAAUGGAUAUCUGUAACUAAUCAGUAUCUAUGAAAAUUAUGAAUUUUCAACAUAGCACAUUAUUCUGGUGUUUUAUGGUUCUGACUCAACAGAUCCUUUCCUGGGAUGAAUCAGAACGGUUAGAAUUUGUUUGCAUUCUUUAAAUCAUCUGAGUCAAAUGCGUUCGGAUAGUCAGAAGCCGUUUUACAUGUAUAGAUCUUGACAUUCCUCUUUAGAACGUGAUAACUUUUACUUAACUAUACUUGGGUAAAGACAGUCCGUGCUAAUUCGUUGAACAAAUUUAGUCUUCAGUUAUAGGAAAAAUACAUGUCAGCGUUGACAGUUCAGCACCCACUGUCUUGCUAGUACCGCUACCAGACUUUGGUAUUAGGGAUUAAGGACUCAGUAAGUUGAGAUGUCAGUGUAUUUUAUUGUGAUCGAACACAAGUGGUGCUCCCCUUCGGUGAACAAGUUUCAGGAAGACAUUCAGGAAUGUGGAUUGGUUCAGUUCCUUGUCAUCUGUUUAAACUACACAAAUAAACAAUGAAUAAAAAGGAUUUUAAAUAUA
Messenger RNA from Esox lucius (northern pike), 3313 nucleotides. RefSeq names its product DEAH (Asp-Glu-Ala-His) box helicase 15 (gene dhx15). The transcript is spliced from 14 exons. The record is from RefSeq and is a predicted model, not a curated record. Gene Ontology annotation, cellular component: intracellular anatomical structure; spliceosomal complex. The coding region runs from base 203 to 2416 and encodes 737 amino acids. NCBI's taxonomy places the organism in Eukaryota, Metazoa, Chordata, Actinopteri, Esociformes, Esocidae. Gene Ontology annotation, molecular function: RNA binding; RNA helicase activity; ATP binding.